GAUUUCUUCUUCAAACAAACAGGAAGUGCCUACGGAGGCCGGGCCGGCGGCAGGUCAGGGGCCGGGCAUGAGGCCGGGUGGCGACCGGAUUGCGGGCGGCGGCGAUGAGCGACAUAGUGGAGAAAACACUGACGGCGCUGCCGGGACUAUUCCUACAGAACCAGUCGGUUGGCGGGCCUACGGCCGCCAAGGCGUCCUUCUCCUCCCGGCUGGGCGGCCUGGUCCGCGGGAUCACCGCGCUCACCUCCAAGCACGAGGAAGAGAAAUUAAUCCAGCAGGAACUGAAUAAUCUGAAAGCAACUGUUUCUGCUCCUACUACAACUCUAAAAAUGAUGAAGGAAUGUAUGGUGAGACUUAUAUAUUGUGAAAUGCUUGGAUAUGAUGCUUCCUUUGGCUAUAUACAUGCAAUCAAAUUGGCACAACAAGGAAAUCUUUUAGAAAAAAGAGUAGGUUAUUUGGCUGUAUCUUUAUUUCUACAUGAAAGUCAUGAACUAUUGCUUCUCCUUGUGAAUACAGUUGUAAAGGACUUGCAGAGCACUAACCUAGUAGAAGUAUGUAUGGCACUUACUAUCGUCAGCCAGAUUUUCCCUCGAGAAAUGAUUCCAGCUGUUCUUCCAUUGAUAGAAGAUAAACUUCAACAUUCUAAGGAGAUUAUACGAAGAAAAGCUGUUCUGGCAUUAUAUAAAUUUUAUCUCAUUGCUCCUAAUCAAGUACAGCAUAUCCAUGUUAAGUUUCGAAAAGCACUUUGUGACAGAGAUGUUGGGGUCAUGGCUGCUUCCUUGCACAUAUACUUUAGGAUGAUUAAGGAGAAUUCAUCUGCAUAUAAAGACUUGACUGGGAGUUUUGUAACGAUUUUGAAGCAAGUGGUUGGAGGAAAGCUCCCAGUAGAUUUCAAUUACCACAGUGUACCAGCACCAUGGUUACAAAUUCAGUUGUUGAGAAUACUAGGACUUCUGGGAAAAGAUGAUCAAAGGACAAGUGAAUUAAUGUAUGAUGUUCUUGAUGAAUCCUUACGAAGAGCUGAGUUAAAUCACAAUGUCACAUAUGCUAUUCUGUUUGAAUGUGUACAUACAGUCUAUUCUAUUUAUCCUAAAUCGGAAUUGCUUGAGAAGGCUGCCAAAUGCAUUGGAAAGUUUGUUCUGUCACCUAAAAUAAAUCUCAAAUAUUUAGGACUGAAGGCUCUUACUUAUGUUAUCCAACAGGAUCCCACUCUUGCUCUUCAACAUCAGAUGACAAUAAUUGAAUGCUUAGAUCAUCCUGAUCCCAUUAUUAAAAGAGAGACUCUGGAACUUCUUUACAGAAUUACUAAUGCACAGAAUAUAACAGUGAUUGUCCAGAAAAUGCUUGAAUAUUUACAUCAGAGCAAAGAAGAAUAUAUUAUCGUCAAUUUGGUUGGAAAAAUAGCUGAGCUGGCUGAGAAAUAUGCUCCUGAUAAUGCGUGGUUUAUUCAGACAAUGAAUGCUGUAUUUUCAGUGGGAGGAGAUGUGAUGCAUCCUGAUAUUCCCAAUAACUUUCUGAGACUGCUAGCAGAAGGUUUUGAUGAUGAAACAGAAAAUCAGCAAUUAAGACUUUAUGCAGUUCAGUCUUAUCUUACUUUAUUAGAUGUGGAAAAUGUGUUCUAUCCACAGAGAUUUCUUCAAGUUAUGAGUUGGGUGUUAGGAGAGUAUUCCUAUCUCUUAAAUAAGGAAACACCAGAGGAAGUUAUAACCAAGCUCUACAAGUUACUUAUGAAUGACUCCAUUUCUUCAGAAACAAAAGCCUGGAUAAUAGCUGCUGUGACCAAGUUGACACCCCAAGCACACUCUUCUAAUAUAGUUGAGAGAUUAAUCCAGGAAUUUACCACAUCUUUGGAUACUUGCUUGAGACAGCAUGCAUUUGAAUUAAAACACUUGCAUGAGAAUGUAAAACUGAUGAAGAGCUUACUUCCAAUUGAUAAGAGUUGUGAAGACAUGGUGGUAGAUGCUUCCUUAUCUUUUCUGGAUGGUUUUGUGGCUGAAGAACUAACACAGGGGGCAGCACCUUACAAACCUCACCACCAACGGCAGGAGGAAAAGCUUUCUCAGGAAAAAGUUCUCAAUUUUGAACCGUAUGGACUCUCUUUUUCUUCAUCUGGCUUCACUGGACGACAGUCUCCUGCUGGCAUUUCUCUUGGUUCAGAUAUAUCUGGGAAUAGUACAGAGACUGGACUAAAAGAGACAAAUGGCUUGAAGCUGGAAGGUAUAAAGAAAUUGUGGGGGAAAGAGGGCUAUCUUCCCAAGAAGGAAAGCAAAACUGGUGAUGAAACGGAAGUCCCUCCAGUUCCUCAGGAGAGUAUAAUAAUGGAGAAUGGAGAUCAAACUGUAACAAAAAAGGAUCAGUCUCAAGUCCUUACCCAAUCUAAAGAGGAGAAAGAAAAGCAGCUGCUGGCAUCAUCAUUGUUUGUUGGGCUAGGAUCAGAAAGUACAAUCAAUUUGCUCGGAAAAACAGAUACCAUUUCUCACAAGUUUAGAAGGAAAUCAAAAAUCAAAGAAACCAAAAGUGAGGAAACAACCACUGAUCAAAAUAUAAUCCGUUCUUCCUUUAGUUCUUCAUCAAAUGUGACUUAUGAAGAAGAUUAUUGUUUGGAUAAUUUGCAGGAUAGAGGAGACAAAGAAUUAAAGAAGUUUUCUCUCAGUUCAGAACUUUUGGAUUCGGAGUCACUGACAGAACUGCCCUUGGUUGAGAAAAUCUCAAAUUGCAGGCUGUCUACACCCUCUUUGUUUGCUGAUAACAACAUGGAAGUUUUUCACCCUCCUCAAGCCACUGCAGCCUCAGUUGCCAAUGAAAUCUCUUUAGCUUCUUCUUUGUUGGAAGAAACAAGUGAGCACAUACAUUCAGAUCUUAUGGAGGUCUGUAAUAAUGAAACCAUAUCUGUGUCUUCUUACAAAAUUUGGAAAGAUGAUUGUUUGUCGGUGGUCUGGUCAGUUUUUAAUAAAAGUGGUUUGGAACUGAAAAGUGCUAACUUAGAAAUUGCUCCUGCAGAAAAUUUCAAGAUCACUGAGCAACCUGGAUGCUGUUUGCCCGUAAUAGAAGCAGAAAGCACCAAAAAUUUUCAAUACAGUGUGCAGAUGGAAAAACCUUUUGCAGAAGGAAAUCUGUCUGGUUUUAUAACUUACCAAGUGAUGGAUACUCAUUCUGUUCAGCUUGAAUUUUCAGUAAACUUAUCACUGUUAGAUUUCAUUAGGCCAUUAAAAAUCUCGACUGAAGACUUUGGUAAACUCUGGUUAUCCUUCGCAAAUGAUGUGAAACAAAAUGUAAAGAUGUCAGAAUCUCAAGCUGCUCUGAGUUCUACCUUAAAGGCCCUGCAACAGGAACUAAGACUUCAUGUUGUUGACAUUAGAGGUAAUGAAGGGCUCUUGGCCUGUCAACUGCUCCCAUCCAUCCCCUGCUUGCUGCAUUUUCGAGUUCAUGGUGACAUGUUAGCCCUGUGGUUCAGAUCCUCCUGUUCUACUCUUCCUGACUAUUUACUUUAUCAGUGUCAAAAAGUGAUGGAGGGAUCCUAGCAAAAGCUCUGCUUAUAUUUUACUCCAUCAAAAUAAAUGGUUUACAUAGAUAAACUUAUUUACCAAAGUAAAAAGGAUUAAUGGUACUUCUAAUGAAAAUGGGGAUUAUUACAGGUUGUGGUUUUAUGUGUUUUCUUUAUGGUUCCUGAUCAAGAAAGAUCCCCAAGAAACUGUACCCCUAACCUUUUACUCAGGAUUGUACAGUAGGUUUGGGUCCUGAAAAAGCGGCCUAAGCUAAUGCUAUAAAUUGCUAAUGAUUUAUAUAUAUCACUUAGUGCAGAGGGUCUGAAAAUAAUUUAUUUUGUUAUAAAUAAUUUUAUAGCAGAUUUACUCUAGUGCUAAAGCUGAUUUAUAGUAAAGCCAGGUCUCAGUUCUCUGCGUUAAUGGAGGGGAGACCUAAACUUAAUAAUCCCAAAUUGAAUUCAUAUUUGGCUUUGGAAUGCAGUGUAUGCUUUUUGGUCAGCAAGUCAUCACUUUCAAUAAUGUUUUGCUUAGAUCAGUAUUGAGCUAAGUUGGCACAGCACACACUAAUACUUCAGGAGACCCAUGAGCACGUUGGAUUUUGAGGGAUCCAAUCUGUGGUACAGUUUUUAUUAUAACUUGAUACACAUAAUUGCAAACAAUUUGGCUACAAAAUUUGUUUUCCACUUGCAUUAAUUUUUUUUUAAUUAAUUUUUUUUUUUAUUAGUUGGAGGCUAAUUACUUCACAACAUUUCAGUGGGUUUUGUCAUACAUUGAUAUGAAUCAGCCAUAGAUUUACACGUAUUCCCCAUCCCGAUCCCCCCUCCCACCUUGCAUUAAUUUUUAAAAUUCAAAAUGAAUCACCAUAUUCUUGUUUUAAAAACUCAGAGCCAUUUACAUAAUAUUAUUAUUUAGAAACAAAACCUGUAAGAGCACACAGUACUAAAGUAAACAGGUAUAAAAGGACUUUUCAGUUAUGGCAAAUAUCUUAGUUACCACUUAGACUUUUUUUGGCACAUUAAAAUUUGUGAAUAGAGUACAAAUGACAAAACCAUUUUUCCUGGCCUUUGAAUCCCCUAGUACUGAAUGGAUGAAAUGAGAAGAGUGAUAGUCUUAAGUUUACCAUACAGAUUCUUCAGUAAAAUACAUGAUUUUCAUGUUACAGUUGUGCCUAUAUGACCUCUGUCAGAACUAUUAUCAGUAAAAGAGGUUAAGCCUAAUUUGAAUGAUAGACCAGAAUCUUAAGAUUAUACAUUUAUGUUAAAAACAGAGUAUUUUAUAAAACCUUAUGGUGCUGUGGAAAAUAUUUAUUAUUUCACUUUUUCUGAUACUUCAUGGUAGAAACUAUUCAGGUAAUAUAGUUUUAAGUCAUUGUAGUUAAUACUCUGGUUAAUUGGUACUGUUAUCACCCGGGUGUGGAAUUGUGGUUUUAGGUUGUCUCAUUAGUCAUAACUGAUAGGGAAUUCCCCAAAGCUGAUAGACUUCACUAGUUAUUUGUGUUUAGCAUAUCUCUCCCUAAAAACAAAAGCCACGUUAAGAAAUUAAUUUUUAAGUUACUCAUUAAAAAAAUACCUUGUUAAUUUCAUGCUUCUAAAAAAGCAUGCAGUAAGACCUUGCUACAAGAGCAAUGAGAAGUGGUUAGAAUUUCCUGAGUAGGUUUUUCCUUUUGAAUAGAAGAUCAGAUUCAUUCUCAAGCUCCCAGCAGUGUCAUGAUGACAGGAAUAUGAAUGACGGGAGAGUGUGGACACUGUUGGCUUUCUCUUUAUUGCUGCCUCUGUCAGCAGCACCCUCCCAGCCCACCUAGUCCUGUUGAUACUUCUGACAAAGAGAUAGGAAGUGCCCUCUCACUUUGCGAAGGAAUGUAGAGUGUAGCAAAAGAGGUGCUUCAUAUUUUUGUGUCCCUGCUUCCUUUUGUGUGGUCACCACGGCUGGGUGGAGUGUGGAGCAGUGGAUGUAAGGUGCCCAACAAGCAGAUGGACAGCUAGCUGGGAGAGAUUACAGUGAGCUGUUGUGCUGCUUUGUUACAGGGUGUUCAUAGGUGGCAGCAGCAGUUGUCAUGAGAGACACGCUUGGCCUACAGUGCUAAUGGUGGGAAAUGUGUAAUGGUAGGUUAGGGCUGGGAGUAUGAUUUUGGGUCUGUCAGAGGGAACGUGGUGUCACUUUUGUUCUUUCUGAACCCACUGCAUAAAAAGUAGGAUAAAAGGAUUUCUGCUGAAUGUUUAAUAGAAUGUUUACAUUUUUAUAUUUUUAUGGUUUUUAAAAACAAUAAUAGAAAAGAGUAGAUUUUAAAGAACUUCAGAGCAGUAUAUAUUCUGCCUAAGCUAAUGAAUGUUUUAAGUUCUAGAUCAGGCAUCACCAGCUUUUUCUGCAUUGUAGGAGAUGUGACGAUGAAGUAGGAAGAACGAAUUUUUUUGUGGGCAAGAUCGUCUCUUUAUCUUAUAAUUCAGUCAAGUAAAGGGGCGACAUCUGGAGUGAGAGCUCUUGUGGAGGGGAGAUGCAGCUGGUGAGUUCUCUGCUGGGCAUCUUUGCUGAGAACACAGGUGGCGAUGAGUGUGAAUCUGGGGAGAAUAAAGGGAAGACAGGAAAGCCUUAAGAGACAGUGGAGGAAAAAGGAGCAGGCUUCCACCAGAGGAGUAGAUUAGUCGCAGGGGAGUGUGGGCCCUGAGUAGGGGUCCUUCUGAAAAAAACUGCAGAUGGAAGCUGAACAGUUACCAAGUGCUGAUGUGCCAAGCAUGCCAAGCACAGCAUGUGCUCUGCAGAGGAGCAGUAUUUAAAAAAUAUUCUAUAAUCUACGGAAACAAUUUUGGUUAAAAUGCAGUUUUAUUUUUUCCUUUAUUUUAGUUCAUGUCAUUUGUGUUUUAAAAUAUCAAGCAAUUUUUUUUUUUAUGGAUUAAUGUGAUCUUUGUCUCAUGUUUGUGAGCCACUGAAAGUGCACUGAACCUAUUCACAUGUCUUUUAAGGUGUUGUUUUCAUUUGUUUUAAAAUUUUAGGAGGGAAAAAUGCAAGUGAAUAACAGCUUUCCAGGCAUUAGUUGCCUUAUUUUGGAGUUGAAUUCUGUAAUUUGAAAAAAUUCAGUUAAACAUGUAAUAAAUGCAAAGUGAUCUA
Messenger RNA from Dama dama (fallow deer), 6587 nucleotides. It is a transcript of the gene AP4E1, whose product is annotated as adaptor related protein complex 4 subunit epsilon 1. The record is from RefSeq and is a predicted model, not a curated record. Gene Ontology annotation, molecular function: cargo adaptor activity. Lineage: Eukaryota; Metazoa; Chordata; Mammalia; Artiodactyla; Cervidae. The transcript is spliced from 21 exons. Gene Ontology annotation, cellular component: AP-4 adaptor complex; membrane coat. Gene Ontology annotation, biological process: intracellular protein transport; receptor-mediated endocytosis. The coding region runs from base 105 to 3521 and encodes 1138 amino acids.